GUAAAGUUCUCCAGAUUCGACACCAAGAAGAAGCAAAUCACAUUUUCUCUCCUAGAAAAUCCAACUGAUUCCAAUGGUAGUCUUUCGAUCGAUGAAGACCGAAGAACUGUCUCAGAUGCAUUGGCUGGAGAUCCUCCGUAAAAUCAAUGAUCCUUUCGAAACAUCCGUCGCCGGCGAGUCGAACUCGUCGGGCAAUCACGAUCGUAAGCUGACCAAGCUUCUGGUUAAUGUUACGAUCGAGCAGAGCGUAGGACCUGUUCAUCUCCUGUUGUCGCCGGAGAAUACUGUGGAAGAUCUUAUCAAAGCUGCUUUAAAUGUUUACGUGAAAGAGCAGAGAAGACCGUUGUUGACUCAUUCGGAUCCUCAGUGUUUCGAGCUUCAUUACUCCCAAUUUAGCUUGGAAUGUUUGAACCGGAAGGAGAAGUUAAUUGAUUUGGGAUCGAGGAAUUUCUAUUUGUGCUCAAAGCGGACCAACCACGUCAACUCACCGUGUUCGGACGAAGCCAAGAAGACGGCUGCUAAUAAGUCACCAUUUCCAUUUCCAUGGACGAGGCUCAUGGAUUUCUUGCUAUAAAUUAUAGAUGAUGGUUCUCUCACAGAACUAUACUUUCCUUUUUCCUUAUUUUUUUUACUUCCAUUUCGGAAUCGCAUUUUUGUAUACACUGAUACACGUAUACAAACAUUGUUAAUAUCUAUCCCUCAUUUAAAUUAAGAGGUCAUGAUUAUCGGUUAAAGAAAAUGAAAAAGAAAAUAAAAUUUA
Macadamia integrifolia is the source of this 760-nucleotide messenger RNA. RefSeq lists its product as uncharacterized. Bases 74 to 574 code for a protein of 166 amino acids. Lineage: Eukaryota; Viridiplantae; Streptophyta; Magnoliopsida; Proteales; Proteaceae. The transcript is spliced from 2 exons. The record is from RefSeq and is a predicted model, not a curated record.